This is a messenger RNA of Patiria miniata (bat star), 4038 nucleotides long. RefSeq names its product monocarboxylate transporter 5-like. The record is from RefSeq and is a predicted model, not a curated record. Gene Ontology annotation, molecular function: transmembrane transporter activity. The coding region runs from base 1307 to 2797 and encodes 496 amino acids. Gene Ontology annotation, biological process: transmembrane transport. The transcript has 6 exons. NCBI's taxonomy places the organism in Eukaryota, Metazoa, Echinodermata, Asteroidea, Valvatida, Asterinidae.
UUAAAACUUACACGUUUAUAUAUUUCAUUAUACCUUUUUGGUUCUUAAAUUAAAUUUCAAAACAAAUAUCCGUUCCUGCUCCUUAACAAAAAUGCGAGCUUUUGAGCAUGAAUGGAAUUGGGUUCUACAAUUGAAUCAAGAGAAAAAAUCCAACCACGCCUUUACUGGCAUAUUUUUUCCUGAGCAUUGCAAACUGUGUAAGCUGGUUUGAACAGGGGAAGGGGUGUAAUGGUUUAGAUAUGCAUGAAAGACUACAUCAAGGAUAUGGAAAACACUACACCAAGGUUCAGAUCUGCACGGAAAACUCUGCCCCAUAGCUUUAUGUACAUGUCUUUUUUUUUUCUUUCUUCUUUUUUCUCGCCCGGCCUCGUAAACCGCUUGGUCUUGUGGAAAAGACUCUAGCUUGGCAUAAGGUCCCAAGUUCAAAUCUCGGAUUUGCAAUUACGAUCCGGUUUGCUUUUAAGUAUUAUUUUUAAGUGGGAUCCUCUUUUCGGCCACAAAGUAUCUAUUUUUUUGCAAAAAAGUAAAUUGUGUUCAUGCAUGAAAACAGUGUCCUGAACUUCACAGUGGCUAAUGAAAAGAACAAAAACAACGCACACAAAUCUGAACAAAAACAAAACCUGUUCCCAAUUAAAAUUGGGUACAGCUAAGCUAAAAAAAAAAUGUUAACAAAAACAAUAGCUAUUCCCGUGAGAAAUCGGGACCAGCUAAAAAAUAACCAGAGGAAUUGCACUUUCAGAUGGCAUGGUAGCUGUCCCUAUUGAUGAUAUAUCCUUGCAGUGUUAUAGGAGGCCAAGCAUCAAUCUUUCGUAUGAAUCAGUGGCGUGAUAAUUACAAUGGUUAGUCCAUGCAUCAGUAACAACUUUACAUAUAUAAGGCCAUAUAUUGCCAUAUAGGUAUCCUGUUGGGUAUUAUUGAAUUGUCCAUUCUGGAUGAUACGGUCCAGCGGGCAAGUUUGCCCAGCAGAAAUGCAAUCUUUUUUAAGACUGGUCUCGGUUCGAUCUGUUUGUACCAGUUACAGUGCUAUACUAAAUGGCACACACUGCAUGAACAAGGUCAGUAGUUUGUCCAUGCAGUUUUUCACGGUCAAAUAACACCAUAAGGUUUGCAAGAUAACCUUGUGUUGUGUGUAUGCCUGGACAACGCACUGACAGUGAGCAGUCUGACCUGUCCUGCAAGGCUAAUCCCAGCUGGACCAACCAUAGGAAUGUUCUGUGUCCCAACCAUCCAAAGCAUAGGAACACAUUCACCAACGGUCACUGAAAACUUGAGCACAGUCUUCUACGUACAGGGCAACAGUUCCUAGAUGUUGUCUCAAACCAGAUGGAGGCUUCUGAUAGUUUGUGCCGUAUUCAUGCAAGUCCUCAUAGCAGUGGGGCCUUUGUACAGCUAUAGUGUGUUCCUUGUGCCACUACAGACUGAGUUCCAGAGCAGUGCCGUCCUAACAGGAUGGGUGGGCUCUUUGGGUUCAGCCUUGCUGUGUUGCAUCUCUCCACUCGUGGCAGUCAUCGCUUGGAAGAUCGGCACUGCACGUGUGGUCUUCCUUGGGACUAUUCUCACGGCGGCCGGCUACUUGGCUACUUCCUUCAUAUCCUCGCUAGCUCAGGGAUACCUGACAUUCAGCUUAAUGGCAGGGAUCGGUGCGGGUUUCAUGAACUGUGGGUCUGUGAACCUGCUGCUGGAGUGGUUCAUAGGUCAGAGCAAUGCCUGUCGAUCAACUGCGGCCGCAAGUACAGGCACCUCAGUUGGAGUAAUGGUUUUUGGACCUUUACUUAAUACACUCACGGCAUCUUACGGUUGGAGAAAUUGUUUCAGAAUCCUCAGCGGUAUAAUGCUUACCCUCGGUCUGCUGACAGCCCUUCCUUUCUUGAAGCCCCCUGAGAAAAGGAAGGGUCAGCAAGCAGACGAAACCGACGUAAAGGUGGAGACCCCUCCAAGAGAUAAAGCAGAGCAAUCUGGCGAAUCUCAUGAGGACCCAAGACAAGGGGUUACGGAUCUCAAAACGUGUGGUGGUCUGGAUUCUGAAGAUCCGGACCGAAAAAAACGUAGUAGGAUGAAAUUCUUCUGCGAGAUGGUACUGAAUGUCGAGGUCUGGCUAUGGGUUUCGGCCAUCACCAUGGCACAGCUUGGCUGGUCCUUUGUCAUCAUCAACUAUACGAGCUUUUUGGAGGGUCUCGAGUUGUCCACAGAAAAUAUAUCCCUGGCUCUGACUGUGUCUGGAGCUGCAGAGGUCAGCGGGAAGAUUGUCAUUGCUAUUAUUGGAGAUCGUCUACCUUUUUUGAAGCUCUACGUAUCAGUGGUUGCCUUGAUCGUCGCGGCCAUGGUCUCGGGGUUUCUGACAUUAUGCUCAACUUUCUGGAGCAUAAUCGUCAUGUCAAUUGUUUGGGGUUACUGCCGUGGAACCAUCUUCGGUGUUGCCAUGGCGGCUGCACUGGAGCUGUUCAAGAUGUACGGCCCUGGUGCUGUCGCUGCAAUAUGUCUGCUCGGGUUCGGAACAGGUGUUCUGAUAGGAUCCCCGAUAACAGGUGUAUUCUACGACCAGACCGGCAGCUACACCCUAAGUCUGUUUGCAGUAGUUGCCAGUUUUGGCUUGUCGACUCUGUGCACGGUGCUGAUCCCCAUCAAGAGAAAGUUUGCCACGCGAUGCUGUCGAAAAGCGAGCGAGAACACCGAGAACAACUCGGCUGAUGAAGCCAAGGUUGACCCCGCUGUACCGAUAGUGGAAACCCGAAGCGUGGGGAUCUCCAACCCCGCAUAUGAAAUUGAAAUGUAUUCUGUAAAAAGUAAUGCGAAAUAAGGACCGGUAGUUUAUUUGGAAACUACCUGUCUGAAGUAGUGAGUGUGGUCCUUAUGAGACGAUUCCAAUUCAUCAUAUGCAAAUCCAUACUGGACUUGUAGGCCAUCCUGUGCAUAUUAUACUUAUGUAUAUAUGAAUAUUUGGCGCAAUUUAUCACUAUGCACAACUCCAUUUUACCUCAAAAAGUUUGUGGCUGAUGUGGGAUGCAAAAUGAAUGAUAUAAAAGCCACUUUCAAAACAUCUUUUUUUUAUAAAAUUAAAAUAAAACUUAUUUUUCUACGCACACAUUUAUAAACAAAACUGUUCCAAAAACUCUAUUUUCAAGUUACAGAUAUAAUGUCACGUUAUUUCAACGCUAUAUAUGUCAUGCCCGGAUUAUCUAAUAGGCACAGUAGGCACUGUGCCUUGGACCUACGAAAAAUCCACGACCUUCAAAAAAUCCACGGCCUACGAAAAAUCCACGGCCUACGAAAAUUUUUGAGGGCCUACGAAAAUACUGCAGUCUGCCAUAAAGCACAACAGUGCGUGCACUUGAUGGCCUGCUUAUUGUGUUAAUCGAGGAUUUUCUAUUGUUCCUCAUCAUCGAUCAACAUCUCCAAUUGGUUCUGUACACUUUUUCUAAUCGAGGACGACCUCGAUUUGACUUCUGUUCUCAAUUACACAAGGAUGUGUACGUGUGUACUUGCGUGUCCUCGAUUACACCAUAAACAUGUGUAUACACACAACAAAUGUUUUUUAAAAUUUGCUCUCAAAAUUUUCGAUUUCACCAACAGACGCGGACGUAGCUUCAUCUACAUGCACAUAAUUAUUGAAUUUACCUGUUAAGUUUGUCGGUCUGAAAAGCACGCGGUGCCAACAGGCUUUUAGAGCUAACUGGCCUGGCUUGCUUAGCUUAGCUUAGCAUCAACAACACAUGUGAGGGUCCAGCGCUUACCAGCGCUAUGAAAUUGGAGGGCCUACGAAACACUGAUGCCUAGGGCCUACGGAACACUUAAUCAGCCCCUGAUAUAGGUUGCUUAAUUUAUUGUCCUGUUGUUGUAUAGGUUUAGACUGAAACCCGGCGGAGGAAAAGUCCAAUACUUUUCCCUGACUUGUUUCAGUCGGCCUAUAAAGAUAUCACGACGACCUGAAGUAACAAAUCAAGUUUUGCAAGUGUGAUGUUUCAGAGACCUUAAAUUCUUUAUCUUAUUAUGCAAUGGAGAUCAAUGCGUUCAACCAAUAAAAGGGUGAAAGGGACCAGA